AUGCCGUCGAGGCUGAGCACACCGGUCUUGACUGUCGACCCAGCAAAGAUUCACCAGGUCGAUACCCGUAACCCAGAGUCUCUCCAUGGAAUGUGGAUGGUCUUUUCACGCUGUGCGGAUUUCAUGGAAGAGGGCAGACGUCUUGAAAACUUGAGCUGGCGGCUCUGGAACCGCGAGACCUUCUGUGUCGCGCCUCAGACCAAGUCACGCAGCAAGCCCCUCGAGCAGAGCCAGAAGAGAACAAACUCCGGAUCCCGCCUCGAGCGUCUAAGACGAGAAUCAAAGUCCAUCCCCGACUUGUCCACCAGCGUUGAGUCCGCCCUGUCUGAUGAGGGACUGGAGCAGUCACGAUCACGAUCCGCGGCACAGACGAACUCCGGCUCGAGUCCACGGUGUCCCUGCACUCCGCGGACGAUAGAGCUGGACCCCAAACCAACCAUUGUCGGUGAGGAGUCAGUGCUCAGCAUAUCACGAGGAAGGGAGAGGCAUAUCACCUCUCUAGGACUAGAGAAAAUGGUCUAUAGUAUCAAGGAAAAGAGACAUUUGGAGCCCAUAUGUGUGCCUAAGAGCAAGUCACAGUUACAGAUCGAGAACCGCGAGCUGGACGUCACUCCACGAGCUUCUUCUCCUACUCCAGCCUCGACACAGGAGCAACAGCAGCAGCCACAAACACAGACACAGCUUCAGCACUCUGCCCCAGCAAACAACCAAUCCCUCGACUCCUGCUCUACAGUACUGGAGGGAGCUCGAGAAAGCGAUGUUCCUACCUCUGCAUCAGACACCAGCGUCUCGUCGGCCGAACUUCCUCGACAGUCGUCCUCCGUUGUGCGCGGCUUCUCGCCCUCCAAGAUUUCCUCCUCGUUCCGCUCCCACAACCAACUCUCCCCUACACCAAGCACGAGCAAGAACUCAGUCCCUAAACACUCCCCCCUCAGGCACCAGAAACCCAGCGUCUUCACUCUCGGCUGCUCCUCUGGUGACGAGGAGUCUUCCUUUGAGGACAGAAUUGCCAUCAAGACCCACCGAAGCUCCCUUAGCGAUGGCCUAAACCAGCCAUCAGCACAGCACAGCAAGCCUUCAUUCAUCAGAGACUCUGCCGUUACCAGCCAUCCCAUCAGGCCAAUUCGUGAAACCAGCGCGUCAGACGAGGACGCCAUCGCCUCCAGUGAUGAAGAAGACGAGUCUGAGAUUUCCGAAAGCGCUAUCGAGGACGAAGACGAAGGAGACUCGUCGGACGGCGACUGGGAAGACUCGAUUACCGAAUCCGGCAGGUCGAGCGUUGACGACAAACAGCUCUUUCAACGCGUCGACUCGCGACCGAAUCUCGUUUCGCGCCGUUCGCUGCUGACAAUGAUGAUGCACCAGCCACAGCAGAACUUCCCUCCCACCUUUCGGGGCCCCGGACCCAACUCGCGCUCCACACCAGCAAUUCAGCAGCGCCCUCUUGCUCCUCCAGUGGACGACGAGGAGGAGAACAGCGGGUCCGAGUCUGGUUCCGUUGGCUCUCCUGGCCUCGAGAUGAAGCGCUCGGAAGUACCACACUCGCGCCCAAUUGUGAUGACAUCAAUCCCCCCAGGCGCCGUGGUAGCUCGUGCUCACUCUCCGCGAACCACGCGCCGAAACAUGCUUGCAACCGAACUCACCGAGUCUCUCCGCAGACAUCUCCUCUGGGAGCGUCAGCAGAAGACCACCGCUGCGACUGCUACCGCGGCAUUCAAGCGUCGCCAUACGGCAUGUGACGUUGCGGGACUGCAGGAAUAUCCCGGCGCCGGAGACUCCAAAGGCCAAGGAAAGGAGGACAAAGAGUCGAAGAACAGCUCGUGGAAUCACUACUUCGACUACGGCCCAUGGGAAUAUCACGUUAAGGGAUGGUAG
Messenger RNA from Microsporum canis CBS 113480, 1875 nucleotides. RefSeq lists its product as hypothetical. NCBI's taxonomy places the organism in Eukaryota, Fungi, Ascomycota, Eurotiomycetes, Onygenales, Arthrodermataceae. The transcript has 2 exons. Gene Ontology annotation, cellular component: cytoplasm. Gene Ontology annotation, biological process: mitochondria-nucleus signaling pathway; negative regulation of transcription by RNA polymerase II; regulation of nitrogen utilization. The coding region runs from base 1 to 1875 and encodes 624 amino acids. The record is from RefSeq and is a predicted model, not a curated record.